Molecule: messenger RNA, 1344 nt
Organism: Aspergillus steynii IBT 23096
Lineage: Eukaryota; Fungi; Ascomycota; Eurotiomycetes; Eurotiales; Aspergillaceae
Product: NAD(P)/FAD-dependent oxidoreductase
Exons: 2
Coding region: 1-1344 (447 amino acids)
Molecular function (GO): sarcosine oxidase activity; proline dehydrogenase activity; flavin adenine dinucleotide binding
Source: RefSeq, a predicted model, not a curated record
AUGGACAAGCACCAACAAAUCAUCAUCAUCGGCGCCGGUGUCUUCGGCCUCUCGACUGCCCUGCGUUUAAUUCAGGAAGGAUACACCUCAGUAACCGUCCUCGACCGCGCCGUGCCCCCGGUGCCCGACGGAUCCAGCGUUGACAUCUCCCGCGUCAUUCGGUUCGACUACGGCGAUGCCGUCUACGCGCGCAUGGGCAAGGAGGCCUUCGAUCUCUGGAAGACCCCCGAGUACAGCGAGGCCUUCCACCAGACCCCGUGUAUGUGGUUGACGCAGGAAUCGAGUGAGGAUCAGAUCGUGCAACCCGCCGCCCACGAGUACUCCGUCAAGACGAGGCAGAUCCUGACCGACAUGGGUGAGCCCUGGACGCAUGUUCCGACCCCCGAGGCCGCCAAGGAGCGGUUCCCCAUGCUGACGGGCAAGUUGGCCGUGCCCGGAUUUGACGCCUUCGUCAACGAGGCGGCUGGAUGGGCAGAUGCUGCGCUGGCCAUCGCCCGGUUGGCGGCGCGGUGUGCCUCGGCCGGCGUGGGCUUCAUCACGGGAAAGAAUGGGCAGGUUGAGGAGUUCGAGAAGGCGGCCGACGGCACGGUGACAGCCGUUCGUACGGCCACUGGUGCUCGAGUAACUGGCGACAGGUUCAUCGUGGCUACCGGCGCCUGGACGGCCAGUCUGGUGCCCGCUUGGAACUCCAUGGUCGCGGCGGCCCAGAUCGUCGGAUAUAUGCGCCUGACGCCCGAGGAGAUGAUUCAGCUGAAGGACAUGCCCAUCUACUUCAAUUUCUCGACCGGCUUCUUCUGCUUCCCGGCGCACCAGCCCACGGGCUAUCUAAAGGUGGCCUGCCACUCGUACGGCUACACCAACUCCUCCGAGCAGGGCAUCUCGGCGCCGCCCAAGCUGCCGCCCUCGUCGCGCGCCAACUUCAUCCCCGAGGACGGCGUCCAGAGACUGACGGCGGGUAUGCGGGAUAUGAUGCCGCAGUUCGCGUCGCGGGGCUUCGAGAAAGUCGGUCUCUGCUGGUACAACGAUACCCCCACCGGUGAUUUCAUCCUGGAUUAUCACCCCGAGCACAAGAACCUGUUUAUUGCCACUGGAGGCAGCGGACAUGCUUUCAAAUUCCUUCCCAACAUCGGAAAGUACGCCGUCGGCUGUUUCGAGCGGAAGCUCUCCGCCGAUCUGCUGGACAAGUUCAAGUUCCCGUUGGACUUCAGGGGUCGCCAGGAUGCGUUCAAGGGAGAUGGAAGUCGUGGAGGUCCGGAGAGAAGAGAGCUUCUGUCGCACGAGCAAACCAGCUUUGGUUCGGCGCUCAAGAAUGCCACGCCGAUCGCCAAACAGAGCAAGCUAUAG